Messenger RNA from Hyposmocoma kahamanoa, 1997 nucleotides. RefSeq names its product ADP-ribosylation factor-like protein 3. NCBI's taxonomy places the organism in Eukaryota, Metazoa, Arthropoda, Insecta, Lepidoptera, Cosmopterigidae. Gene Ontology annotation, molecular function: GTP binding; GTPase activity. Gene Ontology annotation, biological process: cilium assembly. Gene Ontology annotation, cellular component: microtubule cytoskeleton; cytoplasm. The record is from RefSeq and is a predicted model, not a curated record. The transcript has 4 exons. Bases 129 to 677 code for a protein of 182 amino acids.
CCGCUAGAUAGCUCCUACCCUGCACAAGACUGAGCGGUUACGGAAUAAAUAUUUAUAAUUUAGCAGCGUGAAUUGGCUACUGUAGCCACAAAUUUAACAAAUUGCUUGGUAGCUCCUAUUGCGAUAGUAUGACGGGUUUAUUGAGCAUUUUAAAGAAGCUGAGGUCUAAUCCUGAUAAGGAACUUCGUCUUUUACUACUCGGUCUUGAUAAUGCUGGGAAAACUACUCUUCUAAAGCAACUCGCAUCCGAAGAUGUGUCCCACGUAACUCCUACAGCUGGAUUUAAUAUAAAAUCGGUCCUUUCGAAUGGAUUUAAACUGAACGUGUGGGAUAUUGGCGGGCAGAGAAAAAUUAGACCUUACUGGAGAAAUUAUUUUGAAAAUACUGAUAUAUUGAUAUACGUAGUAGACUGCUCAGACCAUCAGCGGCUGGAAGAGACCAGUCAGGAGCUAACGGAGUUGUUACAAGAUGAGAAGUUACGUGGUGUAGGACUGCUGGUGUAUGCUAAUAAACAAGAUUUGCCCACAGCUCUUCCAUCAAGCGAAGUAGCUCAGCACCUCGGUUUACACCUAAUUAGAGACCGUACAUGGCAGAUUCAGGCCUGUGUGGCUACAGAUGGUACCGGCGUCAAAGAAGGCAUGGAAUGGGUAUGCAAGAAUAUACCCGUUAAGAAAUAGUCAUUUUGUUUAAUAACCGUUUGCAAUGAUCAAGUGACAAUCUUAUGGUCAAACGAAACGUGACAGUCGUCACAAUACUUAGCUUUACAUUAUGGACCAUUUUUAUCAUAAGUAUCAUAGAGUUUAAAGCUGAAUUUGCUGGUGACUGUAAGCACAUCAACUUUGUUCAUUUUAGUAACCAGGAAUUGUAUCUUCCUGAAAUGCUAUAGAGAAGUUACUUAAUUUGAAGCGGUGCAUGGUUCAUGAAUUACCUGCUGCCAUAAUUAGUAUAAUGUUUUAUACUAGGUUAUUUGUAAAAUAUUAAGAAUCUCGCAGGACUAUAUUACUAACGUCACAAAGAACAGCUUUUGUUCCAAUACUUUUUGUUUAACAAAAUAAACUUCUAAGGUUUUGUUGUACUGUAUGACACUUUUUAGAUCUGCAUUUAAGUUAAUAUAUUCAAACAUGCAAGUGUCGUCUUCCCGACGAUACAUUUUGCAUCGGAUUGGUAUUUACACCAACGGUUCUUUUGUCACAGCACCACCUAAACCUAUCUAUCCUUCUAUCGCCACUUAAACCUAUAUAAAUAUUUCAAUUUUUGUACGAAAGAAAAAAAUGUUGUUUAUGAUGUUAGUAACAAGUAAGUAGUCCUGGGAGGUGGUUAGUAUUUUAGAAAUAAGCCUGUAUAUAACCCUUAUAAUUUUACAAUCGUUUAUUGGGUGCACGUAAUGUGGUAGCACGUGAAGGUUUUAAUACCCAAUCUAUUCCUUCUUAAUAUUCUAGUCUUGGCCUUAUAAUCAUAUAGUUGGUUGCAACUAUGGAAUUUAGUUGACCAAGUCCUAAACUAACUUGCAUUGAUAUAAUUUUAUUGCAUGACUAUAAUACUUAUUUUUAUUUAUUUAAAAUUGACCACACACAUCCUCUCACAUUUACAGUUUACAAUAAAACAUGCAAGGUUACGGUUGUAAUACAAUUAAUUUAUUAUUGGCAGCUAUUUAAUUGAUAUAUUAUGAUCAGUGAUCGGGAUUGAGGGUGUUAAUUUACCUUAAGCAUGAACGAUUUCUUAAUACGGACAUACCCAUUUCGUCAUCAAUGCGUAUAAAAUUUCUUUUUUUUCUUACUGUUUAUUUUCUAAACAUUUCAGAAUAUAGGUUGUCUCAUGUAGAGUUUUUUAGAUGGCUAACGUAUUUAAAUAGUUACAAUAUUAUUUUUUGAAACUAUAAUUUGUAGCAAAUACUUGAUAAGGAAUAAUAAUUUGUUACCAAUGUACUCAAAUUUUUCCAGUUUCAGUUCCGAGAAGUUCCGGGAUUUGUAGAAGAGAAUAUCCACGUUAUUCUUUAG